AUGGAGAGUGGUGAGGUGCCUGCGCCAAACCGGUUGCAAGACUUGGCAGCACAGGCAAGCUUGUUGCAGCAAGAGAUUAAGCGCCAGAAGAUUCUGGCACCUCCUGACCUCAUCGAGCAGAACAGCUUCCUGCUCCGACAGGAGCAACGACGGUGGCAAGAUGCAAUCAGCUCCGUGGAACGGGCACCGUCGCCGCAUGAAGAGAAGCAAGACGUCUUGAAGGAGUUCCAAGUCUGCAAUCGGAUGCAAAAGGUUAUGACAGAGGUAACGAAGCUCAUCAAGCAACACGCUGAAGGCGAGUCUCGUUUGAUUCGAGCAGAGCUUGCUCAGCUGCAGAGCAGGCAGAGCAGCGAGAGUGAGGCUCCCAAGCUCCUGGAGCUGCAGCAGCAGGUCCAAGAGCUUCAAACGGCAAAGCAGAAGCUGCUGGAGAGUCAGAGUCAGAGUCGGCCCAAAGAGAUCUCCCCUCCUAGGGAGCCGGCAGGAAAGGGCACGGGAGCCAAAGGAGGCAAAGGCGGCAAAGGCGGCAAAGGCAAAGGUCCACCCUUGCCAAGCUCCAUGCCCGUUCCGAAACCGAAAGCCAAGUGCCAGGCCGAGAAGAAGAAAAGUAAUCUGGUGACUCUGUAUUGGAGACCGCUGCCGGCCAGCGUUGGCAGCGACAAGAUCAGUACCAGUAGCAGCGGCCUACUGAAGCAAUGCGAAGAGAUGCUUGCAGCGGCUUCGGGCACAUCUGAAGCAAGCUACGACGAAGAGCAGCAGCUCGGAGGAGUAUACGAUAAGCCGGAGGCUCCGGAAAGCGAUAAUCUUCCAGAGUCUAUGAUCGAGGUCUACUUCCAGCGGCGGGAAGCAGCUGUGCACCUGGACUCUGGCAAAUCGGAUAAGAUCUCCAUCCUGGACGAGAAGCAGCGACGGAUGUUGGGCAUUCUGAUGAGCAAGUAUCGGAUGAAGAACAAAGACAGUGAUCGGGAGAUCGUGGCAAUCAUGAAGCAGGCAGUUCUCAGCUGCAAUUACGAAGUGCUCAGAGAGGAGGGUCUCUGCAUGCUUCGCAAAGUGAUACGAGACCACGCGUUCACGGGGAACAAGAUUCGGGAGUUUGUGCAGGCCAACGGAGAGGCGGCUCUGAAGAAGCUGAGAGACCCGUGGUUGCAUCGCCUCAUUCACGAAGUGCUCAAGGUCCCCCAGAUCGAGGAACGGCUCGAAUGUAUGCUGUUUCAGCUGGCUUUCGAGGACGGCUUCACGAAGUGCGCCCAAGACAUGGAAACGCUUUGCCAGGCUCUCCAAGCCCUAAGUGCCAAACAGGUGGAGCUGCGCAGGUUCUUCACACUCGCUCACCGCCUGGGCACCGUUCUGAACAGUAACUGCCUGGCGCCUCAAGCUCCGAACGGCUUCAGUCUCUCCUCACUCGAGAAGCUGAUUCAAACCAAGUCGACGGCUUCACCCAAGCACAACAUGCUGCACUUCGUCUUGGCCAUGAUGACGCCGUCGGCCGCAGCAACACUCUUCACCGACACGGAUGUCAAGCUGCUGGCCAAAGCGAAAGCAAUGAAGAGUUUUACCGUGUACCAGGAUUGCACUGAGCUCACCCAGGGUUUCCAGGCAAUCCGCGAGAUAUGUCAGACAGGCAGGUAUCAGAACACCACGACGGGGGAGAAGGUGAAGAUGGAGCGGAGGAGGAUGACCAAAGCUUCCAGAGAGGCUGAGGAGACCAUUGAUGCCAACGACACCUUCCACAACGCCAUGCAGGCCUUUGUCGGCAAGUACGAGCGCCAAGUUGCGGCUGUGGAGCAGGGCUGCUAUUGCUCCUUCAUCAUGUACAAGGAGCAAGCGCUGUUCCUCGGCGAUCUCUCGGUGUAUCCUCCACCGAAGGAGGAUCAGGAUGGCAAGGCUGAUCUUGUGGUCAUCAUGCACAGACUGGCAGCGCAGGUGCGACGACAUGCAGAAGAGGUGGAGCAGGAGCUGGUACGGGGUUGCAAAGUAAUGCGGACAUCUGCUCAAUCCGGGGUCUCUGGCACUAAAGCCGUCACGAGGUCGCAAAGGCCUGCCUCGCGCAACACAAGGCCUGCAGCAAGGCAGCGCUCGGACGCUCAUUCACAGGUGGAGCUCAAGGCACGCCGCCGCUCCGAGCCAGAAGUACCUCCAAGCCUCGAAGACGAGGCAGCGGUGGCCCUUCUCCAAGCAUCAUGUUGGCUUCCAGAUGCGAUAGGCUUGCUUGUCCGGAAGCCCUUGUCAGAGCUGCGGGCCGAGCUACGCGUGGAGGAGGAGGAGGAGCAUUCGCCAGCCUCUUCCGGUUCGGGAAGCUUGAUGGCAUUGUCUGCUUUUCUUCGCCGGACGCUGCAGGCGCUGCUGGACUUGCAAGAGGCUUCUCAUGGCUCUCAGGCGGUAGCUCUUCAGGAAGCGGACGUCAUGAUGCAGUGGCUGGUGCGAACCAGGGAAGAGCUUUGCAUCUGGGGUGCUGCCGGCGCAGUCGUCCUGGGCACGGCAUCUCGUUUCAUCCUUGCGCCAGGGCAGCGGGCCGGCAGAGCUCUCAGAGCUCUGGCUGGGUCAGAGCUUGGCAUCCAAGAGCUUGGAAGCCAGCUGCAAACUUUCAUACAGGGCUCGAUGGUGGAAGCGAUGAAGCAGGGCUCCUCUCAGUUUGAUCAGGAGCUCGCGCAGCUUCGGCAAGAGCUCCAAGAAACACGAAGUCUAGCAGCAGCUGCUGCGGCAGAAGCACGGAAGCAGGAGGCCAUCGCCGUGGCAAACGAAGGUUCCUUCUUGGCAAAGUCAUUGGAGCAGCUCGACCAGAAAUUUCAGGACCACAUCAGCGCAGAGGGGUGCAGACUUCGAGAGGAAGUCAGCCGCAGCAAAGCUCAAGUCGUCGGAGAACUCGCAGAGCAGCAGCAUGAAAAUGUGCAGCAGCUUUCGAAGCUUUGGGAAGCGCAGAACCGGCAACGAGAUCAUGAGCUUCAACUGCUGCGGCAGCAUGCAGAGACCGCAAUGGUGGAAAUGCGGUCUUCCGUCGGAUCGGCCGAGCUGGCCUACUCCAAGGCUACUGCCGAGCAGGCUGUGGUCUCGAAGGUGCUCUCCGAAAUGCAGGCAGAGCGACAGGCACAUCACAGAGAGCUGGAGCUUGGGCAGCGCGAUCGAGAGGCUUUGGCGUUGCAGCUGACGGAGGCGACGAGGCAAAGUCUUCAGCUGAGGACAUCGCUCAGCGACCAGGAGUGGGCCCGGCCAGAGCCUGUUCAGACGGCUAUGACCCCGCUCGCUCGUUCGCGUGUCUGGCCUCUGCCCGAGGCCACGGCGUCUUCCCCGCUGAGGCCAAGGCCUUGGCCAAGGGAGCCAAAGGAAGCAAAGGAGGAUGGAACCGGAAGAGUGCAAGAAGAUGGCUCAUCAGUGUGCCGUGUGAGUACUGAGUCGGUUUCAUUUCGUCGACCAGGAGACUUUCCCGUCCCAGACACGCAGCUGCGGCGAAGGGUGCUGGAGGAGCGACCUGGACCUGAUGCAGUGCAGGGCACGGACAAAGCGCCGGCAGUGGCUCCGUGGGAAUUGCCACCAAAAGAGUUUCUCUCUAUUUGGCGCCAGUCUCAGGCCACAGCAACUGCGUCAGGUUUCAGGAAUGGCGUCACUCAUAGCGUGGACGCUGAGAAGGAAGGAAAGACUGGUGACAGAGUGCCACACCAUAGUACUGAGACACUGCGAAUCACCGCGAGCUGGGAUUGA
Messenger RNA from Symbiodinium sp. CCMP2592, 3693 nucleotides. NCBI's taxonomy places the organism in Eukaryota, Dinophyceae, Suessiales, Symbiodiniaceae. The record is from the annotation of a GenBank genome assembly.